Drosophila ficusphila is the source of this 4891-nucleotide messenger RNA. It is a transcript of the gene msl-1, whose product is annotated as protein male-specific lethal-1. Lineage: Eukaryota; Metazoa; Arthropoda; Insecta; Diptera; Drosophilidae. Bases 384 to 3509 code for a protein of 1041 amino acids. The transcript is spliced from 3 exons. The record is from RefSeq and is a predicted model, not a curated record. Gene Ontology annotation, cellular component: MSL complex.
GCCAGCAAAACGCCAUACUUCCAAGAGCAUUUUUCGGGGCGAGUUUUCAUUUUGCGGAUAAUUGUCGAAAAAGCGGUAAAAGAACGUGCAAACACAAACCGAAAAACCGCUGCUUAAAUGCGUUCAGCACGUGUGACAACAACGCUACGUUUAAGACGCUGAAACUGUCAGUUUCUGGCCAAAAAAGAGCGGCCAGCGAGAACGAACAGAGAAAAUUAAGUGUGGUGGAAAUAAAGGCACCAAAUAAUCGGGGUUCUACGCAUUGUACGGCGUACUGUGUUUGCACCCAAACGACGCAAACAAAACCAAAACAACCCAAAAACCGUUUAAGAACUAUGAGAUCCUAGAACCGAGGGCCGGGCAUAGGAUUCCAUUUAACCGCCAUGGACAACAGAUUCAAGAGGCCGCUCAAGCAGCGGGCCAACUACCUGGACGCGCCCUACCACCACAAUCCGUCGCGUGGCUAUCAGAGGAAUCUACACGGUCAUCCCAACCAGGGGCAUCCCACACAUCUGCAUCCCGGCAAGAGUGGAAGAGCGCGCCAACAUCACGGAUACAAUCAUGGCGGUAAAAGCUACCGCAAGUCAAUGCCACCGCCUCCGCCGCCACCUCCUAUUCAUGAGGGCGGUGGUGCCAUGGCGCCUCCCUCGUCCGGCGGACCAGUAGGUCCCGGCGCCGAUAUGGUCACCCUCAUUGUGGAGAACAACAAUCUGAAGCGGAUGAUUGUGCUUCAUUUAAAGUUGAUGCAGGAGCAGACCGACAGCCUGGCGGCCAAGGACAAGGAUCUAGACGACCAGAGCACCAAGAUAGGCGUAAUGAUGGCGCUAAAUCAGGAACUAAAGCGAGCCGUUACCAAGCUGGAAGCCGAAAACGAGGAUCUGCGCAAGCAACUGCGAAGAAAGAACCAGCGACGGAAUGACGAUGACGACGACGACGACGAUGAUCAUUUACUGCCACCUGCUGUUCCGCAGCAUAAGCCGAUCCGCUGUAAUGCAGAGACGCAAACUGUGAUUAGGGAGCGGGAACCAAGCACCCAAACAAUAAGUUCGCUGCCGCAGCAAGCAGAAGCUAAACCUAGGAUUCUGAGUGUGGAGGUGAUUCCAGCUUCAACCCAGUACGCUGCAGCAAUCACGAAUUCGCCGGCCAGCAAACGCUCCGAGAGCAAAGGCCGCGGCGAGUUUAAUGGUAAGAAGGUGAGCACCUUCAUCCUGCAGCGCAUGAACCAGGACUCCAAGCAUCCCGUCCAGGAGCAAAAGGAUCAGGUGGCAGAGGAGACGAAGCUGGAGGAGCAGCUGCAGCAGGAAGACGAGGACCAGUUUCGAGAGGAGGUCCAUCACGGCGGGGAGGAGGAACAACUGGAGAUGCAAGAAGUGCAGGCUGAGGAAGUUGUUGGAGGAGAUAUCUUCCACGAUGCUCUGGAGUCCAUUGAAAUGGAAGUGGUCACCGAGGAGCUGGUGGAUUUGGAGGAGCAAGCACAAUCUGUGGAUGCCAACGGCCAUAUGGAGGAGGACGACGAUGACGACGACGAAGAGGAUCAAGAGGAUACGGAUGAAGCGAAUUCCGAUGAAGAGGACAACGAAGACGAUUCUCAAUCGGUGAUGAGCAACGUGGACUCCCACUCUCGAGCCGAAGCCGAUCUCUGGCAGAAUCAGGUGAACACCCAGGAGUUGGAAACGACGCAGGCCAUGGCGCCUUCGGCCCACUCAACGCCCAAUCAUCAGCAGAGAGGCCUGUUUGAAACGGAGCAUAGUAAAGAGGAGACUGAGGAUAGGAUAGAGGAAACGGAGCAGCCCCUGAAUCCUGAACAAAAAGUUGACGCAUAUAAAACUCUUAUUUUCCUGCAGGACGUAAAGUUGAAGAAAAAGGAGAUGGAACGGCAAGUAUCUGUGGAGUUGCCGAAAACACCUAAGGAGCAGCAUAAGCAGCCGGACUUGGCUAAGGAGGAUCACAGAGUAACAAAGAAAAACCAAGAAGUUCCCAAGGAGCAACCGAAGCAACAGGAGGUUCCAACGACGGCGCUAAAACAGGAGGACCCACCAAAAGAAAACAAGCUACAAGAUCGGGCAAAGGAUGUGCGAAUAGAACAGCAUAAGGCAGCAGAGGCGCGCAAAGAGCCGGUUGUCAAUAGGCAACCGGAGGAUGUGCCCAAGCAGUUGCCGAAUGCGGUAGCGCCAAAGGUAGCAGCUGCCCCGAAUCCAAUGCCUAGGGAAACCUCUGUACUCAAGGCCAACACCGCUGAUGUGAAAUGUUCACCUGCUCAGAAGAAUAUUGCUAACCACCAGUCCACCAAGACCCAAACGGAUCCGGUGAAGAAGCAGCGACUGCAGGUCAAGAUAAGGCAGUAUGAUGUGUUGUCUGACAACAGAAUCAGCUCCUCCGCUCCCUCUGAUCCAAGGAAACACAAGAUCAGUGAACCGGAAUCAGGUCCCGAGACGAAGCUCUCUAAACAUUUGGAGGAGAAGGAGGAGGAAACCAAGCACAAACUUAUGUUACAUAUACAAAAGGUGGUGCAGAGUCGGUCACAUACUACGCCCAAGAAAGUUAUAGGGGAGAGAUCGGCCUCAAACCUAAUAUAUCCACCACCCAGUGCCCCCGUGUCAUCUACCACAAUUACGCCAGCGCCCACGCCGUCAACAACACCGACGCCAGGCUCCACGCCGCAGCCCACGAACAUAUCCUCGAUAGAACCGGAAAUUUCUGCGGCAAAAUCAAAGGUGUCUACGGCAGCUGAGCCAAUAGUAACUCCUCUGACACCUCAGUCCAAUAGCAGUGUCAGCAGCAGCACUUCCACAACCAGAAAAACCGUGAAUAACUGCUCACCCCACACGUACAGCCGGGCGACAGCGAGAUCGGGAAAGACGAAGUCCAUAUUCCGCACCGUCACGUUCCCGUACAGCACGAGAACGUGGGAGGAUCAAGAGUUCCACUGCGACAACGAGUUCUUCCUGGAGGAGGCCGACGAGCUGCUGGCGGACUAUCCUAGUCUGGAGAUACCCAAGUGGAGGGAUGUCCCAGUGACGCCAAGUUCGGAUAAAAGUAACACGGAGCCACUCAGCGAUGCUGUCUUUGAGCGGCGACACCAGAAGUAUGUAAAGGACGAGAUCGAUCGAAAGUACAGGGAUGCACGGUACAUGAGGGAGCAGAUUAAGCUUGAAGGGUUAAGGACGCGUCGCAAACAAGACGAGGUAUUGGUUGUGCUAGAUCCGUUGCCCGCGUCUACGUUUUACCCGCUGCCUGGUGACAUCGAGGCCAUCCAGUUUGUCAACGAGGUGCCGCUUCAGGCGUAUGGUGAAAACAUCAUCAACAUGGAGGCGCGAGAAGAUUUCGGCGUCCCCUGGGUGGAUGCCGCCGAGGCGACAACGUCCAUAGCCAGAUCCAAGGCGCUGGCCGAACCGGUGGCAACGUUGGCCAGCAAAAAGCUGGCCACCACCGCUGCGGAAGCGAGGCACCAAGAAAACCACUCCUCCUACGUGUUUCUCAAGGGACGCAAGCGUCUAAAGGUUCGUUAGCCAUCGUCAGGCAGCUCCUGGAGAUUCUGCUACGGAAGCUGAGCUGCGAGUGGCGAUUGGGCGGAAGACGUUGCGUUUACCAUGCUGAUCUUUUUCAUUUUAUAAGUUUUAAUUAUUUCUUAAGCGUAAAAGUGAGAGCACCAGAGUUAACAGUAGCGAAUCCCAGAGAUCGUAAAAUUGUCAUGUAUUCCAGAUCAGACGAGGUAGCUUGUACAUAUGGUUCCACGGCAGCAAAUCUUAUAUUUUGUAAUAAAAUAGGCGAAAAGAUUUUUUUAAAAGUAAAAUACAUUUUUUUUUUGAUAGAAGCAAACCAUUGAAAUGUCAUUUUAAACAGUUUUCUGUUAAUAUGUUAAUUUUUGAAAUAUUUAAAACAACAACAGAUUUGGUUGGUAUUCAAUGUAUAGUUUGCAGCUAAGAUAUUUUAUCAAGUUUCCUAAACUAUUGCUAGUCGCCUGGUCUGGAAAUGAUUAGUUUUAGUUACCAUCUUGCAAUCCGUAGAAAUUCUAAAGAGUUUCGCUUUAGCUUGUUGCUAAUUUACGUAACUAAGUCCCAAACAACAUGUAAUCUAAUCCAGUCUCUUAGUAAGAUCUGAUAAUACAUCUCAGCUUUAUCACCUUUAAGAUCGCCCGUACUGACGUGAUAAAGGAACAGCAAGGAUAUGUUCAAUGGGCUGUUUUUUUGGCAAAACAAAAUGAAAUUCGUAGACUUCUAUUUUUAAACAUUUUUUUUUUCUUAGCUCGUAUAACCAUUUUCUUUUGACUUUAUUUAUACUAUGUGUUAUGUCGUGGCGAUGCUCUAAAGUGGACAACGAGUGUGUUGCGAAGAGUUACUCAGGUAUAUCCCCGAUAAUUUUUUCCAUUUUUUUUUUUUUUUUUGAGGUUUGAUUGUGUAAAAAUUGUGUGAGAGUUGUUGUCUGCUUAGGGUCAUCGCACUUAAAAAUUUACCGUAUUGUUGUAUUUUAUUAUCUUCUUUUAACUUGUUUCAUGUUUUACCAAAAAAGAAAAACUCUAAGAACGCAAACAAGAUUUGAAAAAUAAAUACGAACCUGAUCUUAAAGCUAUAAUCACACGGAGGCCUCACAGGCUAAAUAUUAUUUUUCAGCACGUCUUCUGUUUGACUUUCGGUAGCAAUGAUAAGGAGCCUGCCAACGUCCGGUGGAAAUCAAAUCCCCAGCUCGCCUUCGAGUGGCGCCUUUAUAUUUGUAAAUUUCUGUAGGUGUUAAGUCGGUUAUUUGUAAUGUAGCAUUAAGUAGAACCAGGUAUCCCAAGCGCAUUGCAAGAUAAUUAUAAUGCAAAAAAAAAAGAGAAGAGUUGUAUAUUGUCAAGGAGGAGAAGGAGCAGAAGAAGGUGGAACGUCGUAAAACACCCUUUUACACCAUUCAU